This is a messenger RNA of Erythranthe guttata (spotted monkey flower), 1236 nucleotides long. RefSeq names its product TatD related DNase. Gene Ontology annotation, molecular function: 3'-5'-DNA exonuclease activity. Gene Ontology annotation, cellular component: cytosol. The record is from RefSeq and is a predicted model, not a curated record. NCBI's taxonomy places the organism in Eukaryota, Viridiplantae, Streptophyta, Magnoliopsida, Lamiales, Phrymaceae.
UUCUCUUCUCUCUACAGAAACACAGCCACAAUCUCUCUCUCUCUCUCUCUCUAGAAACCGGCGCACAAAUUCGCACUUCUUUCAGAAAUACCAGCCAUGGCGAACAGUCUACGAAUGAUAGACAUAGCCGUCAAUUUCACAGAUGGUAUGUUCAGAGGAAUGUACAAUGGGAAGCAGUAUCAUGUAGCUGAUAUUGCCACUGUGCUUAGUAGGGCUUGGAGCGCCGGUGUCGAUCGCAUCAUUGUGACUGGAGGCUCUCUCAUGGAGUCGAAGGAAGCUCUUGCUAUUGCUGAAACUGAUGCAAGACUUUUCUGCACAGUUGGUGUGCACCCAACAAGAUGUAAUGAAUUUGAUGAUAGUGGUGAUCCGGAGAAACACUAUGAGGCUCUUUUGUCAUUGGCUAAAGAGGGAGUUGAGAAAGGCAAAGUGGUGGCAAUUGGAGAAUGUGGAUUGGAUUACGAUAGGCUUCACUUCUGCUCACCUGAAAUUCAAAAGAAGUACUUUGAGAAGCAAUUUGAAUUAGCACAAGCUGUGAAGUUGCCAAUGUUCCUCCAUAUGCGAGCUGCUGCCGAGGAUUUCUGCGAUAUUCUUGAGAAAAGAAAACAUGGGUUCUGCUCUGGGGUUGCUCACUCUUUCACUGGUAGUGCCCAAGACCGUGAUCGUCUUCUUUCAUUCAGCAAUCUAUUCAUAGGCAUAAAUGGAUGCUCUCUAAAGACUGCCGAGAACCUUGAUGUUGUAAAGGGGAUUCCUGUCGAGAGAAUGAUGAUCGAAACAGAUUCCCCUUACUGUGAAAUUAAGAACACACACGCGGGGAUGAAUUUUGUGAAAUCUUCAUGGCCUUCUAAGAAAAAGGAGAAAUACGAUCCGGACUGCCUCGUUAAAGGUCGCAAUGAACCAUGCUUAGUACGACAAGUACUAGAAGUAGUGGCUGGCUGUAAAGGUAUUGCAGACAUCGAUCAGCUCAGCAAAACCGUGUACCAUAACACCUGCAGGGUGUUUUUCCCACAGGAUGUGGACUCAGCAGCAGAUGCUCUUCUUGCUGAUGGUCGGACUGCUAAUUGAACAAGUUUUUUCUCUCGUUUUCUAACACAUUUGAUGUACAACUUUCCUUGUUUUCGUUUGUAACGAGAAUGCAACUGCCCAAAUGUAGGAAACUAAAAAUUCACCAACAAAUAACAUUGAAUUUUGUUAUUAUUUUGAAUGCACACUGCACUUAAUUUGUGUUGGCGAUUUCGA